Lingula anatina is the source of this 4940-nucleotide messenger RNA. RefSeq names its product beta-alanine-activating enzyme. Lineage: Eukaryota; Metazoa; Brachiopoda; Lingulata; Lingulida; Lingulidae. The record is from RefSeq and is a predicted model, not a curated record. Gene Ontology annotation, molecular function: protein binding. Gene Ontology annotation, biological process: amino acid activation for nonribosomal peptide biosynthetic process.
UAAAUGUACAGGACCUAGUAAACCUGAUAAACAUGCAGAGCUUACACGCUCUGUUUGAGUUGAGUACACAGCAGCAAGCACAUUCAACUGCAGUUGUAUUUGAUGAUGGAUUGCAGUUGGCAUCUGUAACAUACAGUCAACUGAACAGACACAGUCUAGCGGUAAGUGAGCUGCUGAAGGAAGCUGGCUGUUCUCCUGGUGAAAUUGUUGGAGUUAUGGUAAACCCUAGUGUGCUAAUGCCUGCUGUACUCAUAGGGAUUAUGAAGGCAGGGUGUGCUUAUUUGCCUAUUGACCCAACACUAGGGGGCACUGCAACCCAGGAAACACUGCAACGGUGUCAAGCCAGGUUUCUGUUUGCAGACGCAUCUGUCCAUCAGAAAAUUCUGAGUGAGACCAAAUUGACAGAGUUCAAGACACAGUGUAGCACCCUGCAGAAGCCCAGUUUCUCACUUUUUCAUAUAGAGGGGGCUCCAGUCUGCCCUUGUCCAAUACAAGACCUUGCCUAUGUGAUUACUACAUCAGGAACAACUGGCAUUCCUAAACUGGUCUAUGUGCCACACAGCUGCAUUAUGCCAAAUAUUACAGACUUGAAGUGUCUGCUGAAGCCAUGUCCUGGUGAUGUGAUUUUCAUGGCCUCUCCACUGACCUUUGACCCCAGUGUAGUUGAGAUGUUCCUGGCUCUUGGGUCUGGCGCCACACUUCUCAUUGUGCCACAUGCUGUGAAGGCAGCACCCAAACUGUGUGAGGAAGUCCUGUGUGGAAGGAAUAAAGUGACAAUAUUGCAGGCAACACCCACAUUCUUAUCCAGGUUUGGCAACAAGGUUCUGCAAUCAAGUUUGUUAAGUCAAGACACUUCUCUCAGAGCUCUGAUCCUGGGGGGUGAGAGCUUCCCCUCUCCACAAACACUGAGAACCUGGAGGGCAGAGGGGAACCAGACCAAAAUGUACAAUAUCUAUGGCAUAACUGAGGUCUCAUGUUGGGCAAUGCUGAAGGAAAUAACAGAGGAAGAAUUAGGGGCAGGUUCUCCACAUCAGGCUGUUUCCCUUGGUCAUCCUAUGUUGGACACAGAAGUUCAGGUCUUGGACACAUCUGGUGUUGCUGUCCAGAGUGGGGAAGGGCAGUUGUUUGUAGGAGGGAGCAAGAGAAGAUGCUUCGUAAGUGAGAUGUCCAGUCCAUCGAGGUUAGAUCUGGUUGCCAUGCCGACCAUGCAUGCCACAGGGGACUGGGUAAGAUUGGAAGAAGACGGUAGAAUUGUUUACCAGGGAAGAAAAGAUGAACAGAUCAAGAGACAUGGCAAGAGACUGAAUCUGGUGGAGUUGACCAAGUUCACUGAGCAACAGAUUCCUGGGCUGUAUUGUGUGACCUUGAAUAGAGAAAAUGGCCUGUAUUUGUUCAUCCAGUUCCCCGGUGACUGGGAUAUAGUGGGUUUGAUUGAGAAGGUAGAGAAGAGAAUAAGUGAGCACCUACCACCACAUUACAAACCAGACAUCAUACACAUGGUACAGGAGAUACCAGUUACAAGACAUGGUAAAGUGGAUAAGGAAGCUCUUCUUGCAGAGUUUGAAAAAAACAGGCAGUACACAUCUGGUUCUACAGUCAAACAAGUGCUUCAAGAAGUUUGGAAGGAUGUUAUUGGUCAUCUCCCAGAUGUUAAGGAUAGAUGGAUGGAGAGAGGAGGAAACUCCCUAAUGGCAGUUCACAUGACUCAGACAUUAGAAACAGUUUUCCAAUCUUCCUUUCCACUCCUGUUAGAUAGCAUUUUACACAAGACAUUCAGUGAGAUAGAAGACUACAUCAGUAAUGAAAUCAAUCAUGGUUCUUUAAUUGUUGAUGUACAAUCUAGAGAUAAACGUGACAAAUGCACAAAUGCUUUUAAGGAACAUCCUUGCAAACCCUUGACAGCAGGUUCAUUAAUUACUUCCACAAGUAUGAAAAAUGAGAUUCAGAAUGUGAUGUCAAAUACUGAAAAUUUCUCAGAAAUUAGCCAAGUUGGAAAGAAAAGAAAAUUACAAAAUGAAGAAACGGACUUUGUUCAGAUGCUGAAUGGAAGUGGCACUAAGCAUCCUGUAACGGGCAUUUUGUCUAUUCAAAGGGGAUCAAAGUAUUUAACUCACUGCAAUGAAAGCACAGGAGCACAAAGUUUCCAAAAGUUAUCUUCACCAAGAAAACCAAGCCUCAAAAGACCAGAGAUAGUUGAAGGCUGGAAAUAUGACACAGGGAAGUGUGUUGAUGCUUCUCCACUACUGGUUUUAAGAGACAGGGGCCAGGGCCAAGUCUUCAUAGGCUCUCACUCACACAGGGUCUCUGCCAUAGAUUUACAUACUGGGAAUGUUCACUGGGACAGAGAGCUAGGGGACAGAAUUGAGUCAUCACCUUGUCUGUCAGCUUGUGGGAAUUAUGUCAUUGUUGGAUGUUACAACCAUGCUGUUUAUGUCUUGGAAGCUUUGAGUGGAGACAUCUGGUGGCAGUUUAAGACAUCAGGGCCAGUCAAAAGUUCUCCAUAUGUAAAUCCUGUGAAUGCUUUGGUGUAUGUGGGAUCACAUGAUCACCAUUUAUAUGGUCUGGAUAUUAAGUCCCAGCAGUGUGCUUGGAAGCGAGACCUUGGUGAAGGCAGUGUGUUCUCGUCUCCUGUAGUAUCACCUGACUCCUGCCAUGUCUAUGCUGCCACACUAGCAGGAACAGUAUUCAAGAUGUCGGCAGAUACGGGCAGAGUUAAUUGGAUGUUUUAUGAUAAAUCCGAUACCAAGCCAUUUUUCUCCUCGCCUGCUCUCACUCAGGAAGGAGUAUGCAUAGAUGCGCCCACACUGAGGUGGAAAAUGAAGACCAGUUCUCAGGUGUAUUCCACACCUUUUGUGUUCCCAGUGUUAAAAACUGAAAUUGUGCCGAAACUCACUGACAAUUCAAAUGAAAUCCCUAACACAUCAGAAAAGCCUGGAAACAUCUGCAAGAACGUUAAAAAUUUUGAAACAUAUGAAAACUUUGUGUGCGUCUGCGCGACCAAUGGUUCCUUGUACUUGUUAGCACUUGAAGAUGGCACCUGCUUCUCUCAGUAUAAUCUCCCAGGGGAAGUGUUCUCUUCUCCUGUUGUGUUUGGGGACAAGAUUCUGGUAGGAUGCAGAGAUGACUACAUCUACUGUAAAGUGGAUAAGGAAGCUCUUCUUGCAGAGUUUGAAAAAAGCAGGCAGUACACAUCUGGUUCUACAGUCAAACAAGUGCUUCAAGAAAUUUGGAAGGAUGUUAUUGGUCAUCUCCCAGAUGUUAAGGAUAGAUGGAUGGAGAGAGGAGGAAACUCCCUAAUGGCAGUUCACAUGACUCAGACAUUAGAAACAGUUUUCCAAUCUUCCUUUCCACUCCUGUUAGAUAGCAUUUUACACAAGACAUCCAGUGAGAUAGAAGACUACAUCAGUAAUGAAAUCAAUCAUGGGUCUUUAAUUGUUGAUGUACAAUCUAGAGAUAAACGUGACAAAUGCACAAAUGCUUUUAAGGAACAUCCUUUCAAACCCUUGACAGCAGGUUCAUUAAUUACUUCCACAAGUAUGAAAAAUGAGAUUCAGAAUGUGAUGUCAAAUACUGAAAAUUUCUCAGAAAUUAGCCAAGUUGGAAAGAAAAGAAAAUUACAAAAUGAAGAAACGGACUUUGUUCAGAUGCUGAAUGGAAGUGGCACUAAGCAUCCUGUAACGGGCAUUUUGUCUAUUCAAAGGGGAUCAAAGUAUUUAACUCACUGCAAUGAAAGCACAGGAGCACAAAGUUUCCAAAAGUUAUCUUCACCAAGAAAACCAAGCCUCAAAAGACCAGAGGUAGUUGAAGGCUGGAAAUAUGACACAGGGAAGUGUGUUGAUGCUUCUCCACUACUGGUUUUAAGAGACAGAGGUCAGGGACAAGUCUUCAUAGGCUCUCACUCACACAGGGUCUCUGCCAUAGAUUUACAUACUGGGAAUGUUCACUGGGACAGAGAGCUAGGGGACAGAAUUGAGUCAUCACCUUGCCUGUCAUCUUGUGGGAAUUAUGUCAUUGUUGGAUGUUACAACCAUGCUGUUUAUGUCUUGGAUGCUUUGAGUGGAGACAUCUGGUGGCAGUUUAAGACAUCAGGGCCAGUGAAAAGUUCCCCAUGCAUAAAUCCUGUGAAUGCUUUGGUGUAUGUGGGUUCACAUGAUCACCAUUUGUAUGGGCUGGAUAUUAAGUCCCAGCAGUGUGCUUGGAAGCGAGACCUUGGUGGAGGAAGUGUGUUCUCGUCUCCUGUAGUAUCACCUGACUCCUGCAAUGUCUAUGCUGCCACACUAGCAGGAACAGUAGUCAAGCUGUCUGCAGAUAUGGGCAAAGUUAAUUGGAUGUUUUAUGAUAAAUCCGAUACCAAGCCAUUUUUCUCCUCACCUGCUCUCACUCAGGAAGGAGUAUGCAUAGGUUGUGUCAAUGGAAAAUUGUAUCACAUAGAUUAUAAUGGAAAAAUGCUUUGGUCUUACAGUACAAGUGGUCCAAUAUUUUCCAGUCCCUGUAUCCAUCAAUCAGAUGACAGAAAAACAGAACUAAUCAUCUUUGGAUCACAUGAUCAUUAUGUUUAUUGUUUACCAUCAGAUGCCCCCACACUGAGGUGGAAAAUGAAGACCAGUUCUCAGGUGUAUUCCACACCUUUUGUGUUCCCAGUGUUAAAAACUGAAAUUGUGCCGAAACUCAUUGACAAUUCAAAUGAAAUCCCUAACACAUCAGAAAAGCCUGGAAACAUCUGCAAGAACGUUAAAAAUUUUGAAACAUAUGAAAACUUUGUGUGCAUCUGCGCGACCAAUGGUUCCUUGUACUUGUUAGCACUUGAAGAUGGCACCUGCUUCUCUCAGUAUAAUCUCCCAGGGGAAGUGUUCUCUUCUCCUGUUGUGUUUGGGGACAAGAUUCUGGUAGGAUGCAGAGAUGACUACAUCUACUGUUUGCAAAUGAGAUCUUCUAGUUGA